AUGGGGUUGGGUGCCAGCGUCGAGAAGCCCACGGGCGGCGCCGAGGGCUUCCACCUGCACGGGGUGCAGGAGAAUUCCCCGGCCCAGCAGGCGGGCCUGGAGCCCUACUUUGACUUCAUCAUCACCAUUGGACAUUCACGGCUGAACAAGGAGAACGACACGCUGAAGGCGCUGCUGAAGGCCAACGUGGAGAAGCCUGUGAAGCUGGAGGUGUUCAACAUGAAGACCAUGAAGGUGCGCGAGGUGGAGGUGGUACCCAGCAACAUGUGGGGCGGCCAGGGCCUGCUGGGUGCCAGCGUGCGCUUCUGCAGCUUCCGCAGGGCCAGCGAGCACGUGUGGCACGUGCUGGAUGUGGAACCGUCUUCCCCUGCCGCCCUUGCUGGCCUGCGCCCCUACACAGACUACGUGGUUGGCUCUGACCAGAUCCUUCAGGAGUCUGAGGAUUUCUUCACGCUCAUCGAGUCCCAUGAGGGGAAGCCCUUGAAGCUGAUGGUUUAUAACUCUGAGUCUGACUCCUGCCGGGAGGUGACUGUGACUCCCAAUGCAGCCUGGGGUGGAGAGGGCAGCCUGGGGUGUGGCAUCGGCUAUGGGUAUCUACAUCGGAUCCCAACUCAGGCCCCCAGCCACCACAGGAAGCCACCUGGUACUCCACCACCUGGUGCUCCACCGCCUGGCACCCCGCCACCUGGUGCCCCACCACGUGAUGCCCCACUACCUGGCACCCCGCCAUCUGAUGCCCUACUGCAUGAUGCUCUGGCACCUGGGCCUACACCCCAGGACUCACAUGACCUGGAGAUAGGUUCCGGGCAGAGCAACUACACAGAGGUCCUGCUGCAAGCACCUGGCUCCUCCCUAGAAGGACCACUUCCUGGGUCUGGGAGUCCCAGCCUUAGCCCUCCAGACCUUGGGGGACUUCCACAUCCCACAGAGACUCCUCUUCAGCCUCCACCUCCAGUGCAGCGAGUCAUGGACCCAGGUUUCCUGGACGUGUCGGGCAUUUCCCUCUUGGACAGCAGCAAUGCCAGCGUGUGGCCCAGCCUGCCUCCUUCUUCAGCGCCGACCUCCACAGCUCUCUCAACCUCAGGGUUGGAAGACGUUUGCUCUAGCAACAGUUCUCAUGAGCGGGGUGGUGAGGCCACAUGGUCGGGGUCAGAGUUUGAGGUCUCCUUCCUGGACAGCCCAGGUGUCCAAGCCCAGCCAGACCACCUGCCUCAGCUGACUCUUCCCGACAGCCUCACCUCGGCAGCCUCACCAGAAGACGGGCUGUCUGCUGAGCUGCUUGAAGCUCAGGCUGAGGAGGAGCCGGCAAGCACAGAGAGCCCAGUUUUCGGGGUGGAGGCUGAGGGGCUGGCUAGCCAGGCUCAGCUCUCUGCCCUAGAACCGCCUGGGCUGUGACAAGGCCCCUGGCGACAUUUCAUGAAGCCCAGAUGUGGGCAGGCAGCCCAGACUGUGCUAUGCAGUCAGCGCCCUGCCUGCCCCUGGCCCUGUGCCUGCCCCCAGCCCCAUGUGUCCAGCUUCCUAGGCUGCAGCUCCAGGUGUGUGCAGUGCCUGCUGCUGGCAGGGGGCUUUUGUGUCCACUCACUUGGACCCAGCUUCUGGUCUCCAGGAGAUGAUUUCCCAACAUUUAUCCUCCCUGGUAGUCCUGGUUUUGGGGUUUCAAAGGGUUUGGGGUGGUAGAGGGCUGGGAACAGCACCCCCAGAUUAAAUAUUUUGCGGGAGCUAGGAGAGGAAGCCUGGGUGGGGCAUGAAGCCUCGGUGGGUAGUGAGAGGCCAUGGCCUUGGGCAAGGGUGUUUUUUGGCCAUGCACCCUCUGGUCUAGUGCUUGUGCCAGCUCUGGUCUCUGAGGCUUCCCUGGCGGCAGCAGGGUCUGGUCAUAACCCAGGUGAAGUGGGGUGAGAAGGGGUUGGUGUCAGGUAUUGGCCUGAUUGCUUUAUAGGGCCUGCCUUGGCUCUUCCUGCACAGCUUGGUCCACUGAAUACUGGAAGGGACCCCCAAGCCCUGGGGCCACGCGCCGGUCCCAAUUGCUCCUGUCAUGUGCCCUCACCCCUGUGCUACACUGCCACAGUGGGAUCAGGCCGGCCACCGUGCCAGUUGCAGUUGGAGGGGAGAGGCAGUGUACUUGUGCAUCUCGCUGAAGGGAGGGGCUUGGACAUUCUAGGCCCUUCAGCAGAGACCCAUUUGUGCCUGGACCACAGUGUUUCUUCCUCAGGCCCAACAUGCCACCACAGACCUAGUGUCCCCAGUGGCAACUCCUGUUAGCUAGCUCCCAAACUAAAACAACCAUCUCUUCCAAGUACACAAGGCAUCCAGCCAGCCCCAGUAGCGAAUAAAAGUUGCACAUUUAAGUUCACCGUCCUAGGCAAACUCUCAAAGCUAGUCCACCUCACUAGGUCUCUUCACACACCACGCUCACCCCAAGAGGAAAAGUAUGGGGUUAGAUAAGAGUGGGUGAAAACCCUUCUGUUCUUUCCUAUAGUAUGGGAGGGAGCUGAUUUCCCCACCCAGGUGCCUUUGGAGGCUAAGGCUAGGCUGGGUCCUCUGCUCUGUGCAGUUUCUGCAGAGGAGGGUGCCGUACCCAGGAUGUCCCCUCAUCACCUGAAGUCCUCUGCUGCUCUGACUGGACUCUCACCUUCCCAUACUCCUUGCUAAUUACUGUGAAAGCUGCCUCUGGCCUUGUCUUCUAGCUUCCACCAGGUGAAAGUCUCACCUUUACUGCAUGAUUUAUAAUGACUGUACAUACAGGAAACUCAAAAGCUGUCAAGUCUGCAGGGUAAGGACUAUCUGCUCUGGGCACCAUAGACCAGCUAUAUGGAGAGAAGGUCCCAAAUCAGCAAACAUGGAGUUCCAAGCACUGACUACAUCUCAAGCAAGCCCUUGUCAAGCUUACCAGAGCAGCUGAUAAGUGCAGAACAGUAAGGCAUUGUGUCCUGGAUUGUCUGGGAGCCCAAUGUCAAGAAUGCAGGAAUGAGAACAGACUUGUUCUGGGGCGAGCUUCCCUUAACUGUAGCUGGGCAGUCUCACCCCAAGUUGCUGUUGUCCCAAAGUUCUGGCUCUCCCCUUCACUUUUUCUUCCCUCCCCCAUAGACUAGAGGAUAAAAUGGGCAACGAUUUUAAUAUUUCCAAAGAGAACAUGAAACCAAGUUUCUUUCUUUCUCUAAUCUGCUAUGAAGGAAAAUGACAAGUGAAAAAAUAAACGUGUAUUACGCUUUGAAAUAUUUUAACUAAAGCCUUUAUUCUAUACAACGUGAAAUACAGAUUUGUACCCUUUUGGCAUUGCAGACUGUCAGAUUUUCUGGAAACGGUAUUACUGGUUUGACUGACUGGAGGGGGCAAAAAGUACAGUCAUGCUGGGCGGCAGAUCUGUGACAGGAAGGGAGUGCAGCCACCCAAGGCUCAGCACACAGGGCAAACGACCCAGUGAAACCCUUUCUUCAGCUCAAGGCCCCUCGUGCAAACACAACUGAGGGCUGACAAGUGAGUUUUGUUUUGUUGUUUUUACCAUUCAUUCACAACUAUUGCUAAAAAAUGUGCACCAAAAGCGCACUGUUGUAUCCAACAGAUAGAUAGAAAGGACUCUUAAAAAAAAGAAGCUGGUUGCUCUCUGAGGAAGGGAGAAAGACCAUUUCAGCUUACUGGAAAUGUGGCCACGUCUUUGCUCACUUCUCCAAAGUGCAGAAGGCAAUGGCCUGUCCACUUUCCAAAGGAAGCUGACUAGCAGUGAGGGAACCCUGUGUUUGCAGUUGUGCGGAUCAGAGUAUCUCAAAUAGUAAGGUGUGGACCUAGGCCCAUCAGUUGCCCCCAGCUAAACCUGUGAAGAUGUAGAAAAGAAAAAACCUUCCCUACCACCCUCCCCAGUCCCUGCUGUUGUGGGGACAGGCCACACACAAGCUGGGGAGGCAACUGGAC
This is a messenger RNA of Carlito syrichta (Philippine tarsier), 3906 nucleotides long. RefSeq names its product golgi reassembly stacking protein 1 (gene GORASP1). Gene Ontology annotation, cellular component: Golgi apparatus. The coding region runs from base 1 to 1395 and encodes 464 amino acids. Gene Ontology annotation, biological process: Golgi organization. NCBI's taxonomy places the organism in Eukaryota, Metazoa, Chordata, Mammalia, Primates, Tarsiidae. The transcript has 9 exons. The record is from RefSeq and is a predicted model, not a curated record. Gene Ontology annotation, molecular function: protein binding.